AUGGCACGAGCCUACAACUCCGAGACAACGGCAAGCGAGGUGGUGCAGGAUGUAGCCGACCAAAUCAAGGGCAAGGUGGUGCUGACAACCGGCGUCUCUCCCGGCGGCCUAGGGGCGGCCUUCGUGGAGAGCGUCGCAGCCGCUCAACCGGCUUUGCUGAUUCUGGCCGGCCGAUCACUCGCCAAAGUGCGGCAGACAGCCGACGCCAUUACCACUCGGCAUCCUGAUGUCAAGGUUCGCCUCUUGGAGCUCGACCUGGGCUCGCUUGCGGCAGUGCGCCAGGCUGCCAAGGCAGUGCAGGGUUGGGAUGACGUUCCCAGGAUCGACGUCUUGGUCAAUAACGCCGGCGUCAUGGGCAUUGACUACGAACGAUCCGAUGCCGGUGUCGAGAUGACGCUGGCUGUCAACUACUUGGGCCCGUUUCUCUUUACGAACCUAGUCAUGGACAAGCUGCUGGCAGCUGACAAGCCACGAGUGGUGAUGCUUGGCAGCGAGGGCCAUCGGUGGAACCCGAUUCGCUGGGGCGACAUCAACUUCCACGACGGCGCGUCGUACAACAAGUGGCAGGCUUAUGGACAAUCUAAGACGGCCAACAUGCUGAUGGCGUUGGCGCUGGCGGAAAAGUUGGGCUCCGGCCCGAAGAAACUAUCGGCGUUUUGCGUGCACCCCGGCUUUGCACCUACCCAUCUUGACGCCCAUAUCAGUGGAGGCUUUGCGAGCGAGGUGCCGGUUAUUCAUGAGUUGGACGUCUUCCUCGGCAACGUUGAGGGACCGGUUCCAUUCCGAUCGCCGCAACAUUGCGCCGCGAACCACGUCUUUGCUGCCUUUGGCCCGGAUUUGGACGUGGCUUUCUCAGCACACAACGGAGCGUAUCUGACAGAUUGCCGGGUUGCCAACCCGGUUACCGACACCGUCAAGCCGUGGGGGACCAGCACCGCCGAAGCGAGGAGGCUGUGGGACCUGAGUGAAGAGCUGGUUGGCCAGAAAUUUGUUUACUAG
Molecule: messenger RNA, 999 nt
Organism: Dichotomopilus funicola
Lineage: Eukaryota; Fungi; Ascomycota; Sordariomycetes; Sordariales; Chaetomiaceae
Exons: 3
Coding region: 1-999 (332 amino acids)
Source: RefSeq, a predicted model, not a curated record